AUGUCUCAGAGGAGGUACCUGUGUUCGGUAGCCGCUGAUGUCUCAGAGAGGUACCUGUGUUCGGUAGCCGCUGAUGUGCACCUGUGUUCAGCCGCUGAUGUCUCAGGGAGGUACCUGUGUUCGGUAGCCGCUGAUGUCUCAGAGAGGUACCUGGAGAGGCACCUGUGUUCGGUAGCCGCUGAUGUCACAGGGAGGUACCUGUGUUCCACAGCCGCUCAUGUCACAGGGAGGUACCUGUGUUCGGUAGCCGCUCAUGUCUCAGGGAGGUACCUGUGUUUAGUAGCCGCUGAUGUAUCAGAGAGGUACCUGUGUUUGGUAACUGCUGAUGUCAGAGAGAGGUUCCUGUGUCCGGUAGCCGCUGAUGUCACAGGGAGGUACCUGUGUUCGGUAGUCGGUGAUGUCUCAGGGAGGUACCUGUGUUUAGUAGCCGCUGAUGUAUCAGAGAGGUACCUGUGUUCGGAAGCUGCUGAUGUCGUAGGGAGGUACCUGUGUCCGGUAGCCGCUUAUGUCACAGGGAGGUACCUGUGUUCGGUAGCCGGUGAUGUCUCAGGGAGGUACCUGUGUUCGGUAACCGCUGAUGUAUCAGAGAGGUACCUGUGUUUGGUAACUGCUGAUGUCAGAGAGAGGUUCCUGUGUCCGGUAGCCGCUGAUGUCUCAGGGAGGUACCUGUGUCCGGUAGCCGCUGAUGUCAGAGAGAGGUACCUGUGUUCGGUAGCCGCUGAUGUCGCAGGGAGGUACCUGUGUUUAGUAGCCGCUGAUGUAUCAGAGAGGUACCUGUGUUCGGAAGCUGCUGAUGUCAGAGAGAGGCACCUGUGUUCGGUAGCCGCUUAUGUCACAGGGAGGUACCUGUGUUUAGUAGCCGCUGAUGUCUCAGGGAGGUACCUGUUUUCGGUAGCCGCUGAAGUCGCAGGGAGGUACCUGUGUUCGGUAGCCGUUGAUGCAUCAGGGAGGUACCUGUGUUUAGUAGCCGCUGAUGUAUCAGAGAGGUACCUGUGUUCGGUAUCUGCUGAUGUCAGAGAGCGGCACCUGUGCUCGGUAGCCGCUGAUGUCACAGGGAGGUACCUGUGUUCGGUAACCGCUGAUGUCGCAGGGAGGUACCUGUGUUUAGUAGCCGCUGAUGUAUCAGAGAGUUACCUGUGUUCGGUAGCCGCUGAUGUCUCAGGGAGGUGCCUGUUUUCGGUAGUCACUGAUGUCUCAGAGAGUUACCUGUGUUCGGUCUCAGGGAGGUGCCUGUGUUCGGUAGUAGCCGCCGUCAUGUCUCAGAGUGGUACCUGUGUUCGGUAG
Molecule: messenger RNA, 1284 nt
Organism: Haliotis rubra (blacklip abalone)
Lineage: Eukaryota; Metazoa; Mollusca; Gastropoda; Lepetellida; Haliotidae
Product: cysteine-rich, acidic integral membrane protein-like
Exons: 1
Coding region: 1-1284 (427 amino acids)
Source: RefSeq, a predicted model, not a curated record